Molecule: messenger RNA, 1089 nt
Organism: Cherax quadricarinatus
Lineage: Eukaryota; Metazoa; Arthropoda; Malacostraca; Decapoda; Parastacidae
Source: RefSeq, a predicted model, not a curated record
GGUUGGCACAUCACACUCCACCAUGAAGCUCCUGGUAUUUGCUUCACUGAUUGCGGCGGCAGCCGCUGGUACCCUCCAGGGCUACAGUGUCUCCUCACCCUCUGGUCCAGGUCUCUCCUUAGGUGGUGUUUCAGGCAUCAGCGGUGCUGGCUUCUCUGGUGGAUCUGGAUUCGUUGGUGGAUCAGGAUUCGGUGCUGGCGCAGGAUUCGGUGGUGGUGCCGGAUUAUCUGGCGGUAUAGGAUUCGGUGGUGGCGCUGGAUUCAUUGGAGGUGGCUGUGCAGAUGGACAGAUCCGUCAUGUGGACGGAAGUUGUGUGACUCCUCAAGUCACCAGAAACUUGUACGUGUACACUGCUCCACCAGUGGCCCCACUUGUAGGCCCACGACCAAAUGUUCCUCCACCAAAGAUAGAACACAAUGUCAUAUUCAUCCGCACCCCAGAAGCCGGACCAGGUCAAGAACCCAUUAUUGUACCACCACCACAAACGAAAAAUGUUGUGUACGUCCUCAACAAGCGGCCUGAACUGGACCAACAGGUCGUACACGUACCAGCACCUGAGCAACAAACUCCUCAAGUGUACUUCGUCAACUAUGCUGAAGGUGAUAACCCAACUUUGCCCACAGGAGAGGACCUCCAGUCCGCCCUCAGCUCCGCCGCUCAUGGUGGCGGCGAGGUUAUCGGUACCGGUGGUGGUAUUGGAGGCGGUAUCGGAGGCGGUAUCGGAGGCGGUAUCGGAGGCGGUAUCGGAGGCGGUAUCGGAGGCGGUAUCGGAGGCGGUAUCGGAGGCGGUAUCGGAAUCGGUAUCGGAACCGGUAUCGGAGCCGGAAUCGGAACCGGUAUCGGAAUUGGAGGUGGUGUGAAAGACAGCGGCUUCAGUGUGUCCACACCGUCUAGUCUGUAUGGCACACCAUAAAACUGCAAACAUGACAACACCAUUUCUUCCCUCAGGCUUCAGCCUUCAUAUUGGAAGACCGUAUAACUCAUCGGCUUUAUUUAAUUUCCUGAUUUUCUAAUCUUCUUGCACAUUAUACUAUAUGAUAUUUAUUUUAUCCAUUAAAUAUAUUUAUAAAUAUAUUGUGUGACCAAUUC